AUGAAACCCUCCGCCGCAUCGAUGAAACCCUCCGCCGCACCGAUGAAAUCCUCCGCCGCAGCGAUGAAACCUAUUGGCCAAUCCGGUGUCUCCGGUGAUUCCUCUUCGAAGAAACGUAACGGCAAGGCCGUUGUCUGCUCCGAUGUCUCCUCUGACAAAAACGAUGGCGUUGUGUUCUUCAAAAAUGUGACGUUUGGACCACAGGAAGACGAGUUAAGGAUUCGUCUGAUCCAUUUUUGGGAGGCCAGAAACGCACUCUCGAAGAUACUUAUUGGUCUAGAGAUGCUUCUGAUCGACGAAGAGGGUACUGUUAUUCAGGGAUUCAUCCCACCAUCGAGGAUUGACACUUAUCUGCGACACAUGAUUCCCGGUUCCACUUACAGACUCAACAACUUUUUUGGUUCUAAGACCAAGAAUGUGUACCGGGUUGCUGAUCCAGACGUUACCAUUGCUUUCUCAUGGAACUCUGUCCUCUCUGUUCUCAAAGACAGUUCGAUUCGGUUUCCUGAAGAUCGAUUCUGUUUCCAUGGUUAUGAACAGUUCGAAGCGGCCUGCGACCUCAGAGGGGAUCUGUAUGAUUAUAUUGGUCAUAUUAGAUUGGUGAAUGAGCAGACUCUUAACGAGAGUCUUGUGCUUGAUGAAGUCGAGAUAGCUUCUAUGCGGCGAAUUUUGGUUCAUGUUCAGACACAUGAUGGUCCUGUGAUGAAGCUCUACAUAUGGGACAAGGCAGCUACAGAUUUCUAUGAGAAGUUUAAAUCGCUUGGAAAACCUCCGAAUGUUAUUCUGGUGACAACUGUGAAUCCUAAGCGUUUUGGAGGUGCUUUAUCUCUGUCAUCCCUAUCAUCCUCACGGGUGUUCUUUGAUAUGGAUGUUCAACCAACCAGGGAGUAUCUGGCGUGGCUUGAAUCAAACUCGGAAGUUGCUAAUAGAGUUAAUGCUGAAAUUGUCACCAAGGCUGAGGCAGCUACUAUAGGGGAGCUACUCUCUUACAUGAAGCAGGAGGAAGCGAAGGUCGCUUGGUUCGAGUGUACAGCCACUAUUGAUGAUGUUGUGCGUGAUUCCGCAUGGUAUUACAUUGCUUGUGGUGGGUGCAAGACUAAAGCAACUAAAGGACCUACCACGCUUAUGUGUAAGAAGUGUGAAAAGACUGAGAUUACUGGUGCUGCAGAGUAUCUCACUAAGCUAUCUGUCUAUGACAACAAUGAUUAUGCGAGCUUUGUGGUUCUCGGUGACGGUGGGCAUGAGUUAACUGGGAAGAAAGCCUCUGAAUUGGUUGAGAGCUACUAUGAGGCUAAUGAGGGCGCAGGAGAUGGGCAUGUAGUCCCGGUGUCUCAAGCCCUGAUUGAUACCAUUGGACAGACACGCACGUUCGUUAUCAAGAUAUUAAACCACAACCUGGAAGGCAAGACGCAAGCUUUAACUGUCACCAAGGUCCUCCCUCUUGAGGUUCCAGCGCUUGGAUGCGAUCUAGACGACAGCGUGGUUGUCCCUCCUACUGCGGUGACUUUGGAAAUUGGUAAUCGUGAGGAAGGUUCUUCAGUUGUGAAUGAGGAACAUGCAGAUGAGGGGGUGAAAAGAGGUUCUGAUAUGAUUGUGUUAGAGGAUGCUAAGCGUGCUAAAUGUGGCUAA
Molecule: messenger RNA, 1629 nt
Organism: Brassica napus (rape)
Lineage: Eukaryota; Viridiplantae; Streptophyta; Magnoliopsida; Brassicales; Brassicaceae
Exons: 9
Coding region: 1-1629 (542 amino acids)
Biological process (GO): DNA replication; DNA repair; DNA recombination
Cellular component (GO): nucleus
Molecular function (GO): DNA binding
Source: RefSeq, a predicted model, not a curated record